AUGGCUGAAAAUUCGAAUAGUACCCCACCAGAUGUUAGUGAACCAGGAUCCAAUGUCGACUCUGCACCCAAGCCUAAGUAUUUGGAUACCAAAGCCCACCCAAUUUACAAGCAUUACCUCGUUUACAAGAACCCGAAAGGUGUAGGAGAGAAUCGUGCUCAAUGCACGUAUUGCUCACACACAUUCGCGCAGUCGACCACACGAUGCUCCGCUCACCUUGCCAAGUGGGAGGGCCAAGGGAAGACUGGCGUGGAGAGGUGUGACAAGGCGCCUGAUGAGGCGUUUGAGCAGAUUAGGGAGUUGUACGAAGCGAAGGGGACGGCAAAGGCGGAUAAGAGGAGUGCGGAGGUGGAUGCCAUUGCUGCAGUUAGUAGUGCACCAUGGAAAAAGGGGAAGAUUAGUGACUUCUUCAACACUGACGCUAAGGAAGCCAAGAAGCAAGCGGACGAGGCAAUCUGCCUCUUCUUUGCAGGCUGUCACGCCCCCGAGCAGCAGGCAGACCAUCCGCUAUUCCGCAACAUGCUCCGUGCGGUGGGGGCGGCGGGCAGCGGUUACGUCCCCCCCGGGCGCAGGUAUAUCGGAGGCGCCGGCCUGCAGGGAUGCCGCAAGCGCAUUGAGGAUGCGUUGACGCCGAUCAAGGACAGUUGGAAGAAGACGGGGGUGACGGUUGCGAAUGAUAUGAUGACGGAUCGGGCUGGCCCGGCGGUUAGGGAGCUGUUGGAGGAGUGGCCUCACAUUGAACACGUUCCUUGCGCCACACAUGUGAUGGACCUCAUGAUGGAGGAUAUUGGGAAAAUGGCAUGGUCGAAAAAGUUGGUUGACAGGGCGGAUGAGAUGAUAAGGUUUGUGAGGAGGCACCACAUGACCCGCGCGUUCUUGGGAGACACUAAGGAGCAUGGGCAGCGGGCGUUGCAAGCCCUUAAGCCUGCUGGCACGCGAUUUGGUACUCAAUACAUUGCCUUGGAGCGAUUAUGCGAGUUGCAGCAGACCUUGACCUUGCUGGUGACGGGGAAAAGGUGGGAGAAGUGGGCGGUAGGGGACAGGAAGGCGAAUGCGGAGGUGUUUAACGGCUAUGUCUUGGACCUGGCCUGGUGGAAGGGGGCUGCCUUCUUUGUGAAGCUCAUGAAGGUACCCUUCAUGGUGAUGAGAAACACAGAUUCUAGUGCACAGGGUAUGAUGGGCCGCUUGUACGAUAUGAUGCUGCAGCUUAUAGAGGAUGUGGAAGGGGUUUUGGAUGCCGAUGAAGAGCAGCUGAACAGGACAGAGAAGCUGCGGAUUUCGCGCAUCGUCAAGCAGCGCUGGGACAAGAGCAUGGCUUGCGCAAUGCAUGUGGCUGGCCGGAUUCUUAACCCGGCCAACCAGGACGAGGAGAUUUUUGGGGAGGACAUUGAAUGCACAAAGGUGUUCAAGGAAUUCAUUGAGCGCGCUGCUGGAUACUUCGAGAGGUACAGGGGAGGGGUGGGUGGCUCGGGAGGGAGGCCUUUCGACAUGGAGGAGGCAGUGAUGGCAUACCUGAACGGGACGGGGAGCUUUGGCAGUCGCUCGGCGAGGUUGGCGCGUGAGGAGGUGAAGGCUGGGAAGAAGAGCACGGUUCUUUGGUGGCAGUGGCACGGGGGAGACUACCCCGAGCUCAAGCGCCUUGCUAUCCGUGUGCUCUCCCAGCCCGUUUCCGCCUCAUCCUGCGAGCAAAGCUGGGCAGUGUGGGAGUCGGUGCACACCGCUAGGCGCAACCGGCUCGGCUCGGAGAAGUGCCGAGACCUGGUUUUUGUGGCGCACAACUGGAAUGUUGUGCAUAAGUACCACAAGGGCCCGGCUGAGGGGACAGGGGUGGUCGCGGGGAACAUUCCCGAGCCCCCUAUCCCCGAUGGGUACAUUGUUCACGAGGGCGAGGUGGAGGAGGAGGCUGACGACAUGGAGAACAAGGUGCUGGUGGAUGAGUACGUGCCCUAG
Molecule: messenger RNA, 1950 nt
Organism: Closterium sp. Naga37s-1
Lineage: Eukaryota; Viridiplantae; Streptophyta; Zygnematophyceae; Desmidiales; Closteriaceae
Source: the annotation of a GenBank genome assembly